AAAUUCUGCAAGAGCUAAGGCAGUGAAGAGCGAGAAGAAUUAAUAUGUAAAUAUCUGAUCUCCCACAGUGAAAGAUAAGUGAUGGAAAUCAAUUACGUCACCUACCUUAGGUACCUACCUAUCCUCUGCAUCAACUGUGGCACCUAGCUACAAGUAUAGCCAAUACAACACCCAAACUACAAUGCCGACCAUCAACAACAACCCUGAAAACUACGCCCUCUUUCGAGAUUGUCUGUCCACCACUCUCCUUCAGCCCGCCCCUUCGGCCCCUGACCCGCCCAAGCGCCGUCGGCGUGGUAAGAACACCCGGGCUCCGCUCGUUGCAUCCACCCCGGCCCCGGACCCGGAGCUGGAGAAAGAUGGCGACGAACUUGCUGAAUUUGUCGAUUAUCUCGCUACUGAGAUCUUUGAUAACCUUCCAGAGGAGCUGCAAGAUCUCGAGUACCGGACAUGGCGAGAGGACGAAGCGUUGCAGGAGCAGUACUCUCUCCCACUCACGAAAGACAGCCUUUUGUUGUUAAACCUGCCACCAUCUGUUAUCGAGACCCUCACAACUUACAACCUUAUCUCUGCCGAUCCCUAUGUUGAUUCACAUCUUCCGUCCUCCCCAGAGUCAUUCCUCCUUCCCAUUCUCACCUCAUACAUAACUCCUCUCAUCGAGCCACCUCCCGCUACACGUUCAACUCGUGCUGACGCGUGUGAGCUAUGUGCCCGAUCCUGGGUCCCUCUGUCCUACCAUCACCUCAUCCCACGGUUCGUCCAUGAAAAGGCCGUUAAGCGAGGAUGGCACCGUAAAGAAGAUCUGCAGAACGUGGCGUGGCUGUGUGGUGCCUGUCAUCGCUUUGUUCAUCACUUCAAAACGCACGAGGAGCUGGCACGGGACUACUACACUGUUGACCUGUUGCUGGAUGAGGAGGAGGUUCAAAGAUGGGCUCACUGGGUUGGUAGGUUGAGGUGGAAAGGGAGGUAGUUCAAGCAGUGAUUUUGAUGAGUAACGAGGAGAUGGGGUUAUUGCAUCAUGCAAAGCAUUCAAUGUAGUGAUAUUCCAUGAAUUUCAUGGGCUUGUUCAAUAAUUGUUGGAGCAUAGUAUCAACUCUGAACCUUUCUUGCAUUGUUCUGAGCAGCUUUGCCUUAAGCUAACGGCGAUAAGGAACCCACU
Fusarium verticillioides 7600 is the source of this 1159-nucleotide messenger RNA. RefSeq lists its product as hypothetical. The coding region runs from base 182 to 970 and encodes 262 amino acids. The transcript has a single exon. NCBI's taxonomy places the organism in Eukaryota, Fungi, Ascomycota, Sordariomycetes, Hypocreales, Nectriaceae. The record is from RefSeq and is a predicted model, not a curated record.